ACACACACACACACACACCAAAAAGAAUCUCACUCCACUCCACUGCAAGCAACAAUACAAACACCAUUGGAGUCGAGCAUCCUAAGAUCGACCGGAGUCCUUCCCUUCACGUACGUCGCCGGGGCCAUGGAGAAGGCAGCGGAGAACGUUGACGCCGGUGCGGCGGCGCCGCUGCAGCUGAAGCUGUUCGGGUCGUGGGCGAGCUCGUACACCCACCGCGUGCAGCUGGCCAUGCGGCUAAAGGGGCUCGGCUUCGAGUACGCGGAGGAGGACCUCCGCAACAAGAGCGACGCGCUGCUCCGCCACAACCCCGUCUACAACAAGGUCCCCGUGCUCGUCCACGACGGCCGCUCCCUCGCCGAGUCCGUCAUCAUCCUCCAGUACCUCGACGACGCCUUCCCGGCCACCCGCCAGCUCCUCCCCGCCGACGCCUUCGACCGCGCCGUCGCUCGCUUCUGGUGCCACUUCGGCGACGACAAGCUUGGGCCUGCGGUGGGGGCGGUGUUCGCGUCCACGGGGGAGGAGCAGGAGGCCGCCGUGCACCAGGUGCACGAGAACCUGGCGCUGCUCGAGGCGGAGCUACGGGAAGGGGCGUUUAAGGGCCGGCGCUUCUUCGGCGGCGACGAGGUCGGCUUCCUCGACGUCGUCCUGGGGUGCGGCUCCUACUGGCUGGCCGUCUUCGAGGAGGUCACCGGCGUGCAGCUGGUGGACGCCGAGGCGUUCCCGCUCUUCCACGCCUGGCUGCGCGACUUCGAGGGACAGGACGAGGUGAGGGAGACCAUCCCCUCCAUCGAUCGCCUCCUCGAGUACGCGCGCGGCCUCCGCCAGAUGCUGGUCGCCAUGGCCGCCGGCGCCGGCGCCGGAUCGGGCGCGGCCUCGGCCGACGCCCCCACAGCUGCUCCACCCGCCGCGGCGCCCCCGGCCGCCACCACGGCUGACAUCGCCGUGGACAUAUGACCGCCAACAGCAGGCUGUGCACGGUGCACUGUGGUUCGUGUCGGACGUCGUGGUAGCUACUUACUAGCUACUCCAGUAGAGUAUAGUUUCCCGUGUUGUGCUUGUGCGGUGCCGAGCAUGUGGCGAGGCGCCAUGAAUUGCGCUGCAUGCUACCACUAUAGUUAGUGGCGCAGUCUGGCUAGGUGUCGUUUAUUUUUCUCUCUUAUCUUCUCUUCUCAUCUCUCUUUGUUAUGCCUUGUGUGUUUGUAACUCGGAAUCUUAUUCUUAUGUGUUUGUUCUUCCUA
Hordeum vulgare subsp. vulgare (domesticated barley) is the source of this 1241-nucleotide messenger RNA. RefSeq names its product glutathione transferase GST 23-like. Gene Ontology annotation, biological process: glutathione metabolic process. Gene Ontology annotation, cellular component: cytoplasm. The transcript is spliced from 2 exons. Bases 127 to 957 code for a protein of 276 amino acids. The record is from RefSeq and is a predicted model, not a curated record. Gene Ontology annotation, molecular function: glutathione transferase activity. Lineage: Eukaryota; Viridiplantae; Streptophyta; Magnoliopsida; Poales; Poaceae.